Molecule: messenger RNA, 2508 nt
Organism: Mollisia scopiformis
Lineage: Eukaryota; Fungi; Ascomycota; Leotiomycetes; Helotiales; Mollisiaceae
Exons: 2
Coding region: 1-2508 (835 amino acids)
Source: RefSeq, a predicted model, not a curated record
AUGACGGACCAACCCCAACCCCCAUCCGCCUCCUCGACCCCUCCACCGUCCAAAUUCUCCAGAUACCGCUCCGUCAGACAUACGCUGCCACAACCGGAGCAUCCUCCGAAGGAGCAGAAAGACAAUGGCGACAUGCAGCGCACAAAGAGCAUGUCCAGGUACCGUCGGUCCAAGGUCGCUUUUCAAAUCGACGAAAAGGACCAGAGACCUCCUGUACCCGCUCUGCCAAACCAGCAACCAGUACUGUAUACCAAAAAUCCUUCGGGUGGGAGGACAACAACGAGAAGAGUAACUGAACCAUUGAAGGGGCAAAUGCCACGAUCCUCCCCACGCUCCUCGCCCCACCACUCGCCGCGCAAUUCGAAUUCCCAAGCAGAGUUGCAGCUGUUGAUGCAAGCUACACGGCAGAGUCAAACGCGAAGACUGGAGACUGAGAAUGAACGUCUGCGAAGGAAGAUACGGGAGUUUCAAGAAAGGGAGGCGGCGAGAGAAGUAGCACAGCAAAAGGCACAACAAGAGAAAGAGGAACGCGAGCGCGCAUACCAAUUACAAAAAGCCAAUGCCGAACGAGCGCUCCAGAAGAAGAGAAGCCAAACGAACCAGGCAGAGCAAAUCAUACAGAAACAAAAACAUGAAGCGGAACAAGCUCGUCUUGCAGACGUCGAGGCCGCGAGGAUACUCGAGGAGCAGAAGCGCAAGGAUUUGGAGAGGCUUCAGAAGGAAUUGGAUGCUGCUGCGGCUGCCUCACCUCCGUUGCCAUUCAAAAGUCCUAUGCGAGAGAAGUUUGCUUUCUUCUCGAGGAAGGCUGGGUCGAUUAAAGAUACACCUCCACCGACUGCAACUACGGUUGCUUCGGUGGCUCCAUCUCCUGCGCCGUCAAUAGCGCCCAAGGUCAAGGAGGCACCGAAACAGGUUCAGCAACCUUUACAAUCUCGAGCCCCUCAGAGGAUCAAUGAAGCUCCAAAGCCAAUUGAACGGCCUGCGCCAUCUCAAGCGCCCAAGAAAGUGGUGGAAUUACCGCAACAGAUCCAACAAGGUGGAGGUGGAAUUGUUCCUCAAACAGAUGCUCCAAUUUCCGCCUCCAAUGCUGGAGAAAGACGAGUUCUUGUUCGAUGCAAACAAUCUUCCGUCAAUCUUCCAGUGAAUCCCGAAACCACACCAAAGGAGAUUAUUUAUUCUGCCGCUAAUUUCAUGACCCAAAACAUCAUUCCUUCUACAGCUAUCCUGAUCGAAUCAUAUACCCAGCUGGGACUCGAGCGCCGUGUUCGACGCUACGAGCAUGUCAGGGAUGUAAUGAAUUCUUGGGAUCGAGAUACCCAAAACGCUUUCCAUUUGGAGAACUCAGAUACACCAAGAUUCGAUACUGAUCUUGAAUUAGCUGGUGUCCCGAAGCAGGUCCCAUCCGAUGUCACAGUAUAUAUGUAUCAUUCUCAAAAGCCUGACACAUGGAUCAAGCGACACAUCACACUCCUUUCAUCUGGUCAAGUUUUCAUUCACAAAAAGCCCGAUGCGAAAUUGGGUGAUAAAAAUACCAUUGCUAUUUGUCAUUUGUCUGAUUUCGAUAUAUAUACCCCAACUCCUCAACAAUUGAGGAAGACGUUAAAAGCACCCAAAAAGCAUUGCUAUGCAAUCAAAAGUCAGCAAAAAACUGCUGUUUUCCUUAGUACCGAGAACUUCGUCCACUUCUUCAGUACAGACGACGAAUUGCUCGCCGAGAAGUGGUACAAAGCCGUCCAACAAUGGCGCAGCUGGUACCUCGUCAACCGCAUGGGCAGCGGCAAGAAACCCAAGAAACCAAUAGCUGAAAUAAAAGCCACCAACGCAGGCUCACCGCUUCUCUCGGAAAUCCCAGACGAAACUCUCUAUAUGAUCGGUUCUUUCUCCGGCCUAGGCCUCGACGACUUCCGCUCCGGUUCAGAAGAAGACUUCGAUACAGAAGACGAAGAACGUCCCCGUCACGUCCCCUUUCACCUCCGCAACAGCGUCCUUAUCUCCAACGCUGAAGCAAAGAGGGAAGCGAAGCGCCAUCCGCCUAUCGUGUCUUACCGGAUCCCGCAGCGGGAAGAAGAGGAAUUCACUUCCUCCGGUCUCUUAGGUGGUUCGUACACUACUCGUCAACAAAAUUCCAGCAAACCUGCUCCUGCAGCAACAGGUCCUUUCACAGACGGCCCCAACCUCCUUAACCGCGAUACAGCGCGUACGCUCUCUAUCACAAACUCCAACUCGGCAAAUGGAAGCAGGAAUAAACCCAAACCCCUCCUAGACUUCACACCCACCUUCAAGGAAGCGCCGCAAUGGGAUAAAACAGGCAAAGGCCACGGCGUCGCGCCUAUAGCUGGCGUACCGCUCGUGGAGGUUGCUACGACGCCGGAGAAUGCGGCGGCAGACGCGAUGGGGAUGAAGGGGACGGUGUUUAGGAGGGAGACGACGAAGAGGCCGGGGAGUAGUGGCGGUCCGGCGAACGGGCAGAGUGUUAUGAGUAGGGGGCGGGUGAGGUAUGAUUCAUGA